CAGCAGCAGCGACAACAACAACAACUGCCGCAGCAGCAACUUCAUCAACAGCCUAGCCAGCAGCAGCAGCUUCUUCAUCAACAGCCUAGCCAGCAGCAGCAGCUUCAACAACAGCCUAGCCAGCCGCAGCAGCAACUUCAUCAACAGCCUAGCCAGCAGCAGCAGCUUCAACAACAGCCUAGCCAGCAGCAGCAAUAUCAACAGCCUAGUCCGCAGCAGCAGCAACAGCCUACUAGCCAGCAGCAGCAACAUCAACAGCCUAGCCAGCAGCAGCAAUAUACCAGCCAGCCUGCUGCAAAGCCACCCAUGGCGGCAACUUCCUCAAAAUGGUCGACGCAGUUGGCCGCCCUUGGAACGACGGUCGGAACAGCGGCUGCACGCGAGGGCGCCACCGAGCUGGUAGCCUACGAGAAGAAACACGCCCCACAACAAAUGGCGGAGGCACGAAAGGGUGCUGAGGGGGAGUUCAAACAUAUGGAGACGGAGUAUAAAAAUCUGGAGACGGAAUUCAAAGAGGAAGAGAUGAACUGGCUUUGCUGCUGCUUUGAAUCAUCGGAGAUGAGGACGAUCCAAGCGCCCAUGUAUUCCGAGUCAAGUUUAUCUUCGCAUCCAGAGAUUCAGUUUGGAAAAGAGAUCUAACGCAUAGAAAAUACUAUCCACUUUGAGCAAUGUUGUUG
This is a messenger RNA of Laccaria bicolor S238N-H82, 677 nucleotides long. RefSeq lists its product as uncharacterized. The annotation marks the transcript as partial. The record is from RefSeq and is a predicted model, not a curated record. Lineage: Eukaryota; Fungi; Basidiomycota; Agaricomycetes; Agaricales; Hydnangiaceae. The transcript is spliced from 6 exons.